Molecule: messenger RNA, 9592 nt
Organism: Patiria miniata (bat star)
Lineage: Eukaryota; Metazoa; Echinodermata; Asteroidea; Valvatida; Asterinidae
Product: pregnancy zone protein-like
Exons: 40
Coding region: 378-8594 (2738 amino acids)
Cellular component (GO): extracellular region
Molecular function (GO): endopeptidase inhibitor activity; calcium ion binding
Source: RefSeq, a predicted model, not a curated record
CUCUGUCUGCACUUUGCAUUGGUCGAUACCACUACCGCCAAACAUAGAGUGCGUGCAUAGCGCAAGUGCACACACGCGCACGUGUCCCACCACCCGCAACGGAGCUUGUGCAGCCAUCCAGGACCCUGGAUUUGGGCACAGUUUCGUACAGAAUUGUUACAUUUUCCCUGCUUUUACAUCCUCAAAGCUGAUACCUGAAGGCCACCAGACCAGUACUCUGCAAGAAAAUCCAGAAUUUGGAGUCCAUUUGAGUAAAGAACGCGUUUAAUUGAUUGAUUUUUGAAGCAGACACUUCACGAUCUACUCCUGUACUGUACUCCUGCCGCGAUUGUAGGCGGUUGUGCUCGUGGCCGCGGUGUUGUGUUUUGCUGUCCUGCAUGGUGGACCAAAAAAAGAAAGACUUCAAGAUGAUCUUGUUUCUCGUCGCUUUUGUUACUCUUCAAGGACUUGUGCAGUCAAUGCCAGGGUACGGGCAUGAAGAGAUAAAUGGAGAUGAACCACCACCUUAUGGCUACCUGGUGGUCUCACCCAGGGUUCUCUUCUCGGGCAAGGAGGAAUCCAUCUGUGCCACCAUCCAGGACACGGAUGAACCCGUCGAGGUCACGCUGAUCUUCAUGGAGAACAACGUCACGGAGAUCUCAAGGGCCCCACCAUUCGACGUGGAGUUUGGGACAGCUUGUGGCAAGGUGGAGAUACCAGCUGUUGAAGAGUCUCCCAAGACGGUUAUCCUCAAAGCCAUGAUGAAGAGACUGUCGGCUGCUGAGCCUGAAUUGGUGGAUCAGAAGAAGGUGGCCAUCUUCAAGCAAGGGUCAGAAACCUACGUGCAGACGGACAAGCCAAUCUACAAGCCAGGGCAGCCCAUCAAGUUCCGGGUUCUCACAUUAGACAGUGACUUGAAACCUGACAAAACAGUGGCUUCUGACAUUUGGGUGGAGACCCCAUCAGGUAUUCGGGUAGCCCAGUGGCUGAACCAGUCCAGUCCGGAUGCAUUGAUUGACUUGGAAUUACCCAUGAGCUCAGAUCCGCCCCUCGGAGAUUGGAAAAUUGUUGUCGUCCGUGACAGUGAGAGGAUCGAGAGAACAUUCAAAGUUGAUGAAUAUGUGCUGCCAAAGUUUGAGAUAACAGCCGACCUCCCGCCAUUCAUCCUGACCAAUGAUGAGGAAUUUGAGGUCCGCAUUUGUGCAAGGUACACUUAUGGACAGCCUGUAAGAGGCUUGUACAGUGCAGACAUCACUAUCGAUGAAGAAUACAGAUCGUGGUAUGGCAACAUUGAACCCAGGCCAAUCCUCCGAUUUGAGUCAGCUGAUACUGGAGUUUCAGGAUGUGGCACCAUCAUAGUCUCUGGUGAGGCCAUGCUUCUCAACUACAGUGACUUUUCCAUCUGGUCCAGUAGGCUAAAAGUUGACGUUAAUUUCACCGAAGAGGCUACCGGUGUCACACUGUCCGAGACCGUUCUAAGCAAAUCAGGAAUUAUCACCACGGACCCUCUGCUCAUAACAUUCAAAGGACCGACAACAUUCAAGCCUGGUAUGCCCUUCGAUGCGUGGGUUGUUGUGACGUAUCCAGAUGGCACCCCUGCAUCAGGUUUCGAGGUCAAGGUCAAUGGCAUGGCAGACUACGAGGAUAUUUACAAUGGUACCUUCACCUCCUCGGAAAACGGCAUGAUCCAUUUUGUCAUGGACAAUAUCGACAUUGACACCAGAGACGUGACCCUCUUUGCUACCGUGGAAGGCUACGCAAACGUUAGACCCUACGAUCCGGAAGAUGAAGACUACUAUAAAUACCAUUACAUCUAUGACCCCAUAGGCUACCACAAUGCCGAAGCAAGCUACUCCCCUAGCGGCAGUUUUGUCCAGGUCGCACCCAUCGACGGCAAGUUGAGCCCCGGCGAGGAGCAAGAAUUCACCACCCACUUCACGGCCGACCCUGAAACGGUGGCAGACCUCAAGUGGUUCUUUGUGUUCAUGUCACGCAGUGAAAUCCUGACCGUCCCAGUCACUGCUGUGGAAGAGGCUGCACCACGCAAGAAGAGAGAUAUCAUAUUCCCCUACCCUGAAACCGAGGUCAACAUCACCCAGCCUGGCAGCCUCUACUCCCGCAAGGACAAGUUCACAGUCACCUCCAAGAUGUCACCAGAGGUCAAACUGCUGGUGUAUUACAUCCGGCCUGAUCAGGAGGUUGUUGCCGACAGCAUUAAAGUGGACGUCCAGGAAGUGUUUGACAACAAGGUUUCAAUGGCCUUUGCUAAUGACGAGGAGACGCCAGGAGGCAAGGCCCUUUUGAAGCUUUCGGCAAGCGAGGGUUCCCUCUGCGCCGUCGGUAUCGUGGACAAGAGUGUGUAUGUCUUGGAGGACGACAAGUACAGAAUAACCAAAGAUAAGGUGUUUCAGAAAAUCCGGGAGGACCAAGAUCGCCACACUUAUUACUGGCUGCCCAACCCCAGCGACCACUGCCCAGAUGAGUAUCCAUGGUGGUUUUACUCUGGCCUUGACAGGAGACGCCGCAAACGAACCAGUGUGCCUUAUCCUGGGGGCUUCGGCACAUUCGAGGACUCUUCACAAGCUUUUGAGGACAUGGGCCUAGUCUUUAUGUCCAACCUGAAGGUGGAAACGCGGCCUUGUAACACCGGUGGAUUCCCAAUACUCUAUGAUAGCGUUGCACCUGGAGCUGAGUUAGACCGUGACGCUGUAGCUUUUGAAAAUGAAAUAUCAGACUCAUCAGCUCCGACCGUCCGCAGCUUCUUCCCUGAAACCUGGCUGUGGAAACUGGAGCGCAUCGGUGACAUGGGUGAGGCGGAGCUGGACCUGGACGUGCCCCACACCAUCACAGAGUGGGUUGGCAACGGGUUCUGCUUGUCGGCCGAAACUGGUCUCGGGGUGGCGGACACGGCCACCCUGCGCGCAUUCCAGCCCUUCUUCGUCUCGCUGACCCUGCCCUAUUCCAUCAUCCGUGGGGAGGAAGUAGGCAUCAAGGCCACGGUCUUCAAUUACUUGUCUGAUGAGUGCAUGGUGAUCCGAAUAUCACUGAUAGAAUCAGACAUGUUUGUGGUGGUGGACAACACGUAUGAAUACAGGGAGUGUGUCUGUGCCGGGGCAUCCAAGACAGUCGAGUUCAAAGUGAAAGGGCUGGCACUCGGCGAAAUGGACAUUGAAGUCCAUGCUGUGUCAGUUGCUGAUGAUGAGGUUCUUUGUGGCAAUGAGGCUGGCAUGUUUGAACAGACGGGACUCAGCGACGGCGUACGCAGAAAACUUCUGGUUGAGCCUGAGGGUAUACAGCACGAGUACAGCAUCGGUAAAUACUUCUGCCCAAGCGAGCUGCCGUUUUCCUCAUACAACAAGAGAUUCCAGUUAGCCACACCGCCAAACACUGUGCCAGGGUCCAUGAGAGGCCGAAUGACCCUAACCGGUGACCUGAUGGGACAGACCAUCAGUAACCUAGACAACCUCCUGCAGAUACCCACGGGCUGCGGCGAGCAGAACAUGCUGGGCUUUGUGCCUAACAUAGUGGCCAUGCAGUACCUCACUAAGAGCGGCACACUGACGGAUGACUUGGAGAGUAAGGCCAAGACAAACAUGAGGAUUGGAUACAUGCGUGAGCUCAACUACCGCCACAAGGAUGGGUCCUACUCUGCGUUUAACGAUAAUGACGAGUCGGGCAGCACCUGGUUGACGGCCUACGUGGUGAGGUCCUUCGCCCAGGCAGCCGAUUUCAUCACCAUUGAUCAGAAUGACCUGGACGUGACCAUCGACUGGCUGAAAAAGCAGCAGAAUGAGCGUGGCUGCUUCAAUCGUGUUGGCCAUUUGGGCCACAAGGCCAUGGCGGGCGGAGUCAACAGUGAAAUUACACUGACGGCCUAUGUUCUCACUAGCUUGUUGGUGGCAGGUGUGGCUCCUGAGGAUCCAGUCAUCCAGAAUGCACAAAGCUGCUUGGAGUUGGAGUCGGACACUCUUUAUGACACGUAUGCUGCCGCCCAGCUGGCCUAUGCCGGUGCGCUGGCUGGUCACCCCAGGGCGCAGGCCGCCAUCAACUUUCUGGAUUCUCUGGCAGUGAGGGAAGGCAAUGUGCAACACUGGGUCAGCAGUCGUGAUGAUGCCGCGGACUGGGACACCUACUACCGUGCUUCCAAGCAAUCCCAGGAGAUAGAGAUGACAGCCUACGCCCUGCUGGCUUUCAUCCAGCAUAUGCCCCCAGAGGAUGCUCGUGUCUUUGGUAUUCCCAUUGUUCGCUGGCUGGUGGACCAGCAAUCCAGCCGUGGGGGGUUCUCCUCCACACAGGACACGGUGAUCGGCCUGCAAGCGCUGGCCGCCUACGCUGGUAUCAUCAAUCAGGGACCAGUUAAGAUGAGGGUGGAGGUGAUGGAGCGCGGCCGCAAGGUGCGACAGCUUGAGCUUCUGGAGAGGAACAAGCUGGUCAUGCAGGAGGUGGAACUGAACGUGCCCAACUUGUACACCCUCCGGGCCAGAGGGAAAGGAUGUGGCUUGGUGCAGUUUACUGUGUACUACAACAUGCUACCCGUAACGCCGCCUGUGGCUCCAUUCACUCUGACAAAGAGAUCUAGAAAUCUGGACAACGACUGCAAGAAAUUUGAAAUUAAUUUGUGUGCAAGCUACACCGGAACCGGUGGUGCCAACAUGGUACUAGCCCAGGUGAAACUGGUGACUGGCUAUGCCCCGGACCCUGCCUCCAUCAAUGACCUGAAAUCCCAGACUAAGAUGAGCCAACUGAAGCGUGUGGAGACGGACGGCAAGACCCUCAGCUUCUACAUCGACAAGGGCCUGGACGAAACACCAGUCUGCUGGGACUUUGUAGCCACCAAGGAAUUCAACGUGAAGAACGCCAAACCAGGAACGCUGAACGUGUUUGACUACUAUGAGAAAGAUCUGGCCAUCUCAGACUCGCUGGAGUUCAUUUGCCAACCAAUGGAAGAGGAGAUGCCUGAGCCUGGCACACCAGGUGAAUCCCCAAUAGACCCCGACAUCCCCCCACCACUCCAACCCGAUGAAACCCCGCUAGACCCCGAAAUAUCCCCACCACUCCCAGAUGAAUCUCCACUAGACCCAGACUUUGGAGUCAUCCCUCCGGGCCAACCAGACGAAAUUGACCAACCAAUUUCGCCGGGUAAACCGGCUGUAGAUGUAGAUGGGGAUCCGAUAGAAAAACCGGGUAAACCCGGAAAGCCAGUAGAUGACCCAUCUGCUAAACCAGAAAAGCCUCCCAUUAAACCAUUAGUUGAUCCAAAUGCUAAACCAGAGAAGCCUCCCACAAAGCCAGUAGUUGACCCAACUGUCAGCCCAGUUCAACCUACUACUAAACCAGUAGUUGACUCUUCCGCUAAACCAGAUAUGCAAACUGUUGAUCCGUUAGUUGAUCCGUCUGGUAAACCAUAUAAGCCUACUGUAGAGCCAGUAGUUGAUCCAACUACUAACCCAGAUAAGCCUACUAAUAUGCCAGUAGUUGAUCAAACUGCUAAAUCAGAAAAACCUAGUGUUUUACCAGAAGUUGAUCCAUCUGUUAAACCAGAUAAACCCACCAUUGAACCAGACGUUGAGCCUGCAACAAAACCAGAGAAGCCACCAGUUGUUCUGGAAGCGCCAACAGCGAAACCAGAUAAACCAGUUGUUCCUGAAGAGCCAACAGCAAAACCAGACAAACCAGUUGUCCCAGACGUUGAGCCAACAGCAAAACCAGAUAAACCAGCUGUUCCAAAAGAAGAGCCAACAGCAAAACCAGAUAAAUCAGUUGUUCCAGAAGAAGAACCAACAGCAAAACCAGAUAAACCAGUUGUUCCUGAGGAAGAGCCAACAGCAAAACCAGAUAAACCAGUUGUUCCAGAAGAAGAACCAACAGCAAAACCAGAUAAACCAGUUGUUCCAGAAGAAGAGCCAACAGCAAAACCGGAUAAACCAGUUGUUCCUGAGGAAGAGCCAACAGCAAAACCAGAUAAACCAGUUGUUCCAGAAGAAGAACCAACAGCAAAACCAGAUAAACCGGUUGUUAUUGAAGAGCCAACAGCAAAACCAGAUAAACCAGUUGUUAUUGAAGAGCCAACAGCAAAACCAGAUAAACCGGUUGUUAUUGAAGAGCCAACAGCAAAACCAGAUAAACCGGUUGUUAUUGAAGAGCCAACUGCAAAACCAGAUAAACCGGUUGUUAUUGAAGAGCCAACAGCAAAACCAGAUAAACCGGUUGUUCCUGAAGAGCCAACAGCAAAACCGGAUAAACCAGUUGUUAUUGAAGAGCCAACAGCAAAACCAGAUAAACCAGAUGUUCCUGAAGAGCCAACAGCAAAACCAGAUAAGCCAGUUGUUCCAGAGGUUGAGCCAACAGCAAAACCAGAUAAACCAGUUGUUAUUGAAGAGCCAACAGCAAAACCGGAUAAACCAGAUGUUCCUGAAGAGCCAACAGCAAAACCAGAUAAACCGGUUGUUAUUGAAGAGCCAACAGCAAAACCAGAUAAACCAGUUGUUCCUGAAGAAGAGCCAACAGCAAAACCGGAUAAACCAGUUGUUCCUGAGGAAGAGCCAACAGCAAAACCAGAUAUACCAGUUGUUCCGGAAGAAGAGCCAACAGCACCACCAGAUAUACCAGUUGUUCCAGAAGAAGAGCCAACAGCACAGCCGGAUAAACCAGUUGUUCCUGAAAAGCCAACUGCAAAACCAGAUAAACCGGUUGUUAUUGAAGAGCCAACAGCAAAACCAGAUAAACCAGUUGUUAUUGAAGAGCCAACAGCAAAACCAGAUAAACCGGUUGUUAUUGAAGAGCCAACAGCAAAACCAGAUAAACCAGUUGUUAUUGAAGAGCCAACAGCAAAACCAGAUAAACCGGUUGUUAUUGAAGAGCCAACUGCAAAACCAGAUAAACCGGUUGUUAUUGAAGAGCCAACAGCGAAACCAGAUAUACCAGUUGUUCCGGAAGAAGAGCCAACAGCACCACCAGAUAUACCAGUUGUUCCAGAAGAAGAGCCAACAGCACAGCCGGAUAAACCAGUUGUUCCUGAAGAGCCAACAGCAAAACCUGAUAAACCGGUUGUUAUUGAAGAGCCAACAGCAAAACCAGAUAAACCGGUUGUUAUUGAAGAGCCAACAGCAAAACCAGAUAAACCGGUUGUUCCUGAAGAGCCAACAGCAAAACCGGAUAAACCAGUUGUUCCUGAGGAAGAGCCAACAGCAAAACCAGAUAUACCAGUUGUUCCGGAAGAAGAACCAACAGCACCACCAGAUAUACCAGUUGUUCCAGAAGAAGAGCCAACAGCACAGCCGGAUAAACCAGUUGUUCCUGAAGAGCCAACAGCAAAACCAGAUAAACCGGUUGUUAUUGAAGAGCCAACAGCAAAACCAGAUAAACCAGUUGUUAUUGAAGAGCCAACAGCAAAACCGGAUAAACCGGUUGUUAUUGAAGAGCCAACAGCAAAACCAGAUAAACCAGUUGUUAUUGAAGAGCCAACAGCAAAACCAGAUAAACCGGUUGUUAUUGAAGAGCCAACUGCAAAACCAGAUAAACCGGUUGUUAUUGAAGAGCCAACAGCAAAACCGGAUAAGCCAGUUGUUCCAGAAGAGCCAACAGCAAAACCGGAUAAACCAGUUGUUCCCGAAGAGCCAACAGCAAAACCGGAUAAACCCGUUGUUGCUGAAGAGCCAACAGCAAAACCAAGUGAACCUUCCACUGCAACCACAGAUCAAACUGCAGGUUCUCCAGCGUUGACAACCAAAGCUACAUUGCCAACAACAAUACCAACAACAGUGCCAAGGACAGUGCCAAUGACAAUUCCAACCACUUCUCCAACACCUGUUGUCAUCAUAGAUACUAUCUGCAUCCUGUAUCCCGACAUCUGUGACUUUGGCGUAUGUGUGGAUGAUGAGACUAGGCCUUCCUUCUAUUAUUGUGAUUGUAACCCUGGGUUCACCGAAGUCAGCGGCCAUUGUGUCCUUGCAACAACACUUCCACCUGCAACAACUACAACUGAAGUUAUUAUUGCAGAUACCUAUUGCAACUUGUACCCUGAGGUGUGCGGUGACGGUGUCUGUGUGGACGACGAAAGCCUGCCCUCAACCUACCGAUGCGAUUGUGAGCUUGGCUAUGAGGAGGUUGAAGGAACAUGCGCAGAUGUUGAUGAGUGCACUUUUGAGGAGAGUUGCCCGGGUCUCAACAGUGUGUGCACAAACUUUCCCGGCACGUACGAGUGCAACUGUGAGGAGGGCCAUCAAGAGGACAGCGAGGGCAACUGCUUCGCAUGUCCCAUAUGCAGUGACACUCUCCCCAGCGGGUUUGAGGAAAAGUUCUGUGCUUCGGACUACGUCUUUGGUGCCAAGAAGAGAGGUGACGGUACGCUUCGUAUCCUGCUUGACCUGAGGAUGGCAGAGAACAAAGUGUCCGAAACACGUUACAUCAAACCGACAGUGAACCCACAAUGCAUCUGCGAUGAACUUACAUACGGAGAUCGAGUCUUGAUCAUAACAUCCAUGGACAAGGUGGCGAUUGAGACAAUGCGAAGGAGGACGAUGGAGACCGUAGACCUGGGCGGGGCUUAUAUCGUCCCACUCAAGGGGAGUACCAAGGGCCAGUUGGUAGAUGCCCGCACGUCCAGCUGCCCUUAAAACAACAAGUACAGAUGAAACACUUCCGACCUCUUCUCAGUUAACACGACGAUGUUUUUUUUUUUCAUGUGUAUCAGCAUCAUUUUAUAAGUAGAUUUAAAGAACUCAUGAUUGAGAAUUGUUUUUCUUGCCAUUUCUGACAUAGACACCGGUUUGUUCUUUGUUGUAAAAGAGCAUGUGAACUGCAAAGUUCUUCAUGAAAUCACUUGAUGUUUAUGCUUUUGCUUCUUCACAUGAAAUAGUCAGAACUUGCCUUGAUGUGAAAAACUAAGUUUGAAUUGCCGUCAAAGUACACCGUUGUUAUAUUUACAUAUUAACAUUUUAAGUAUUCACCUCAAUUUGUUUUUACCUACAUUCGCGAAAAAAAAAAGCUUUUUAAACGAUUGCAUACAAAUACAUAUAUGGUAAAAGCUUGGACAGCUCGUAAUGGUUUCAAAUAAAAAAAAAUUGCCAAACAAUGGUGCUAAUAUAUCCUGUAGAAAUUAAUGUUUUUAUUCCUGAUUUUAUAGAUGUAGAAAAGCAUGUAGCAUUAACGGACUAGUGUUUUUUUGGUCUUGUUACAUUUUUAAAAGUUUUGUGUCCGCAGCUGUUUUGAGAGUAUCUACCAACUUGCAGCUUUGAAAGGUUUAAUCAUGUGUAACCAAAUUUGUAAAGAGAAUUUCCAGGCGAUUUCGUCUUGAGAAUGAUAAUAUUUCAAAGACGUACAAACAAUUUGAUACUUCAGCUGAUAACUAGGAUAUCGUUACACCACAUUAUGUUCAUGUAGUUUUGGGAGUUUUUUAAACAGUUAACAAUGUUAUUUUUUGUGCAUGUGAUUUACUUAUAGUUUUUUUUUAUAUAUAAAAUAGCAAUUGUGGAUUUGUGCCAAUUUGUAACUUAGAUGUAGUUAAGAUUCGUAUGAAUCCUCGGUUGUUUUUGUUUACUUAAGAAGGCCUCUUGUCAAAGGAAAAUUCAGCUAGAAACAACAAAUAAAGUAAACGAUUUCAAUCAAUAGAAAA